Exophiala xenobiotica is the source of this 3730-nucleotide messenger RNA. RefSeq lists its product as uncharacterized. NCBI's taxonomy places the organism in Eukaryota, Fungi, Ascomycota, Eurotiomycetes, Chaetothyriales, Herpotrichiellaceae. Bases 259 to 1653 code for a protein of 464 amino acids. The transcript has a single exon. The record is from RefSeq and is a predicted model, not a curated record.
UCUUCACCUCCCUCGUGUCCAGUUUUCGCCAUGUCACUCAGAGGUGAUCUGCCUACACGGCCCGUUGCUGGACCGCAUGGCUACUCUCCAUUUCACUUGAUCCGAUCGGCUUAAUGAUCUGUCGUUUGUAGACCGCAUUACAGAAGUGCUAACUAUUUCAUUCCUGCUGUCACACUCCUUCGAUGCUUUUGAUGGUCUAUCCGAAAUCGUUGGUUGCUUCAUAGGUUGACUGACCUGACAGAUCUUACCUCUACCGCUAUGUCCUUCGGUGGACGGACUCCCGAAUCACUUCUCCCACGAUCAGACUCGAAGAAUCCCGCUACUACAUGCAGAGGCAUCACCUCAACCGGGCGCCCAUGCCGAAGAGCCCUAGCAGCUUCACCGAGGACAUCUCCUGCUCCAUCACCCAGUCGAGACGCCGGUGUCCUCGCUGUAUUGGACCAGCAAAAUGCAGCUGCAUUCUAUUGUUGGCAACACAAGGAACAAGCUGAACAUCUAGCGGCCUCGAGUCGCCACAAGACGAGCUUACAUCCGCUGAAAGAGAAGUCAAGCAUUGAUACUCUGGUCGAACGAGUGUGCAUCUUAGAAUUGGAUGAGAUCGUUCCAGAACCGAGACGGCACCGCCGACGGCAGGAGAAUAAUGAUCACCGUCCUACACGGCGGGAGACAUUACCCUCUGGGUGGGCGGAGAUGCAGAGCCCAUUGAUGAAAGUCCCGGAAGAGAUGGUUCAAUAUCGACCUCUACAGAAACGCCGCGCUCACUCGCCGCGGUCUAAUGUCAAAUUGUCGUGGUCUUGCUGUAUUCAAGCCGAUGACGACAAUUAUCCGCCUCCCAGGACUCACCAGCCUCGAGAAAAGCAUAAUCCGAGACCUCAACCCUCCCGCACAGCUGUCUGUCAAUAUGCAAGAACUUCAAGGCCAGAGAUGAGCCAGCGGCAGGAAAGACCAUCCGCCAGUCUCGCAACGCCCCUCUCGCGGCCGUCUCCAACACCACUCCGACCCAGCCCGGCAGUCUCAGUCACUCACUCCCAAACCCAGACCCUGCUGUCUCUCAUCCCUUCCAGCCUUUCCCCCCAAACGACAUCUCUCCUUCUAACGGAGCUAUCGAGACCGACCCCACCCACCGACGACACUGGGUACAUCUACAUAUUCUGGCUCACACCUGAAUCCGAAGUCUCCAAACCAGAUGACGAGACCGCGUCAUCUUUGCUGGAUGAUGAGGAUAACAUGUACACCGCCCGCGCACAGCGAACCAACCAGGCCAUCCAGCGCUAUGCCUCCGUCCGGCAUCCUCAGCCUAGAAAUCCAGCUCAUGUCCAGCGCACGAUGAUGUUGAAGAUUGGCCGUGCAGAGAACGUCCACAGGCGCAUGACGCAAUGGACGAAACAGUGUGGACAGAACAUCACUCUUAUUCGCUACUAUCCCUACACCGGAACGGGAUUAAACCAUGUCCCGGGUCGAAAAGUCCCUCAUGUCCACCGUGUCGAACGACUCAUUCACCUCGAAUUGGCAGAGAAGCGAGUGGUCAAGUCCGAAUGCGACCAAUGCGGCCGUGUCCACCAAGAAUGGUUCGAGAUUGAAGCCACGAGAGCCGGCCUGCGCGGCGUAGACGAAGUCGUGAAGCGGUGGGUUGCUUGGGCUGAACGGCAGUAGGAGGCUAGCUAAGUCAAGAGUUAUGGUCGGCCCUCCUUUUUACGAAAUAUUACGAUGAAAAUUUCUGUUUCCACCAGUCCCUCCCAACUUGUUUGCCGCUGUUGUGCUACCUACCUCAGGCUACCUUUUCUCUCAACCCUGGCCGUGAAAGUUCGUGACGCAAAUCUGUCCUUUUGAGGCCGUCGAUGAACUCGAUGCACGGACCUUUGGUAUACUUUGCGGGAUUGGUAUUGCGGUUUGAGCGCAUUACGAGCUCCUUCGUGAGCCCAGCGGUUGCGAACAUCGCUGGCAUGGCCUGGAACCCACUGCAGAUGCACUCUGACACCCAGAGUCAUCAGCGCUUCGAUCGUCGUAUUAACGCGUCUCAGUGGUGACCGCGAAGCCGGUGGCCACCCAGAAUCCGAAUACCAGCAGCAAGUGAUAGUGUCUAGCACCGGCUGACUAUCCGUGAACACAUUGACGACCUUCGGCAUGGGCCAGGGAACAGUAGCGACACGACGCUUUAGCUCCUCAGCAGCCCCAGGUUUCUUUAUCUUUGCCUUGGUGACGGCGAUACCGGAGAUGCGUUCGCAUUGCUCGACGGUGAUCUCCAAUGCUUGCCCCACGGCCAUCAUUUCAGCACGUCCGAUGUCACGAAUGUCGCGUGCCACGAAGGAGUCUUGCCACCAUAUGAUGGCAAAGUCUCGGUCAUCGGGACUGCUGUUGUCGAGACGACGGUGUACGACGCAGAGGCCGCAUCCUUCGAGCUUGACCGGUUUGGGGCCCCGCAGGCAAGCAUCCGUCCAGAACGAAAGUUCAUAUGGUGGCAAAUGAGGCUGGAGACGAGCCGCUGUUUGAGAGUUGAGAAGCGCGUUUUCCCAAGUUGAGAUGGUCACCAAUGGCUUGGUCGGGACUUGCGGGGGCAGUUUUUCUGAGAUGAGGUCGAGGUCGGGUUCAGCGGGUUCCUGGACGUCCAUGCUGUCAGGUUUCUCAUCCGCCGUGCCUUGCACCGCUUCUUCUUGCGUUUGGUCUGCUCUCGAUGAGUGCUCUGAGCAGCCCACGAGCUCUCCGGAGAGCUGGUGUUGGUCUUCGAUUGAUAUGCCAGGAGCUGGAGGUAAGGACACGUCGGGAAUGUGAGGAGACAUGGCUGGAUGACGGUUUCGAAGUUUUGGUCAGCAAGCAGAUAAUGUACUUCGAAGAGGGUCGGAUUAUGAAAGAUCGCUGAUCUAGAAAUGUGACGGUGGUCUGGAGGAUUAUGUUCUUCAACGAAAACGAUGCGAUGCGCCAACGAAAAUAUACCAGGUACGUCUGCUGGCUGCCAAGAUCCUCAUGGCUUGGGACAGGCAAAAUUUGACGAGGAGCCUUCGCUUGGGCACCAACGAUGAGUCAACCAUGGUUGACCCGAACAGGAUGGGCCUAAGACGCGGGAAUCACGAAAGGUUCGAUCGCGCAAUGUGAUGGAAUUGCAAGUUAGCGCGAAGUGAGGUCGAGUGUAUAUGUGUUGCUGUGCCACAAAAUGAGGUGUGAGAGACACGGGUCAUCUCUUCACCAUCAUCUGUACAAGCACGCACGCAAGUCCAGCCGCCUCGAGAUUAUCCCAUACGCACGGCAUGGUUCGGAGGCACAUAGUCAAGAAGGCUCCGAGUGGCAGCGAGUCUGGACGACAUGGUGGUCGAUACCCAAUCCAGGGUUCUGCUGCGCAAAAUCAUAGCCUAGAGCUUGGAUGCAGGCCGCAAGAAAUCCGACGCAGCACCAAGCGCCCGGACAGCCUCAUCCAUCAUCUCCUUGACAAUCUUGGCAGCCGAUUGAUUCGGGGUGUUCACCAUAGCCGAGACAACACCCAUAGGCCUGCACAUCAUUAGCAUCAUGUCACACCAGAAAACCCCCAUAUCUCUUCAUGAAUGGCAAUGACCGUACGAACCUCAACGUCGACUGGUCCUCAAUCUCCUCCGUAAUGCCGCCGACUUUUUCCAGCUUGUCCAUCUCGUGAUACAGUGGGAUAACACCCUUGGCUUGCAGGCUCUUGAUUUCGUCCUGUCGGUUCGUCUCCCAGUUGCGCACGUAGGGCGUUGCGAGCGCGCGUAGAGGCCGGCCGGUC